UGCGUUGUCUAGAAAUGUUGAAAAGGUUAAAAGCCUUUAUUUUAAUCUUUUUAUUACUUCAAGUGUGUGUAUAGAUGCGUAUCAAAAUUUGUUUGGCUGCAAGUGAAGCAUUUUCUGGAAAUCAUACUGGAGUGUAAAAAUAGAGAGCCAUCGUGUAGGAAAAGGAGUUAGGAAAUUAAUGCAUCUUUCUUGUAUUAGACUAUAAACUCAGGGUAAUUCAGGUUGGAAGGGAUCUUGGGGGUUACCUGGUUCUACCCUGUAGAUCAGAGCAGGGCCAGGCUUGUAGGUAUCUCAGAUUGCUGAGGGUCAUAUGCAAUCAAGUCUUGAAAAUCUGGUUGACUUACUUAAAAAUGUGACUUGCUACUUUUUAUUAAGAUACUUGGACCAGUUGGGUGCAGGUUUUUAAUUAAAGUAACAGCUAAAAACCCCUCUUCUUUAUUAAUACGUGUAAUUGCGAGUGGUUUAAUUUUAAUUCUCUAGUGUGUUUUGUAGUGAGAGUUAAGAGAUGGUGCAAGCUUGUGUAUGUCGUCUUGCUGAGAAUGAGAAACAAUCUAAUUUGCUCAACAGAAGCAGAUUCUAUCUGGUACCUUUUCCAUUAAUGCUCUUCUGGGUUGGCUUCCAGUAGCUGCAGAUAGACUUGUUGAGAACUGAGGCUAUACAGAUUUAGUUGGUCGCAAACUGUUUUCUGGCAAGUUUUUGAUUUUGGGUUUUGAAUUGUCAUGCUCCACUGAUUCAUUAGGGCUUUGUGAAGCACAGCAGAAUUCAACUUUUGAAAUAAGCCAUUGGACUGACAGGUCCUUCAUUUCAAAGCACUGACUGCUAUUAAGAACGCGCAAGCUGCGCUGACACCUCUGGUAUUGCUACUUAGGCUCUCUAUUGCCAAGUGGAAGUCUGUUAGCUAUGGAAGCUCUGUCCCCUGAGGGCUGGAAUCUCUUUGUGCAAUAGCCAUCAGCUGUAUUGAGUUAGAGCCUUCCUGAGCCGUGUGGCAAACUUAAGGAUACAUGAAUGUAUUUAUUAAGAGGAAAUUAAAGGUUAUGCUCAGUGCUUACUAUUGCUAAAGAAAGUUGCGCCUUCAGGGUAGAUAAUGAUGCCCUGUAGAGAUCAUCUGUCUUGACCAUGUUUUCAUCUCUACUUGCUAUCCCUUUUGACUAGACAAAAGUGGCAUUAUCACUACAUCUGCUGCCUUAAAAAUUACUAAAUUAAUUAUCUGGGGAUUGUUUGUAUCUGACAGGCAAAUGUGAGAAAUUUGGGGGGUUGUCUGAUUAAUUUGCCUUUUUUCUUGGUCUUCCUUUUAAGAAGAAAAUAGUUUAACUAGCAUGGAUGAUAGAGGUUUUCAAUUUAGGACUUCGAGGAGUUCAGCUACCAUGCAGAGAAAGAGAUAUUUAUGUUAUUGAUGACCUAGGAUCAAAACCAAAGAAGGUAACAUCCUACCUCACAACUGAGAAGCGAUUGUCUCUAUGUGGGAGGUGAUAGAAAUUGAACCACUUAACAGGUUAUUGUAAGGGCCAGCACAUAGGAUGCUAUAAAAAUAUGAAGAGCAAUGGAAAGUGUGAGCCUGUUCAAGACGCUUGGAGUUAGCAGCAGGCAUAUCUGCUCUUCAUUUCUCUGUCUCCCUGUUUAGGAAGACUCUCCUGUAUCAGCAUAAGUUUUUAUACAGCUCCCAUUAGUGCACUGCUUAUGAGGAAACUCACUUUUGAUUUGCUGUAGAUGUUUACUGAGAAACCCAUGCAAACUGAAAAUUCAGAAUGACAUUAUUCAACAGAUACUUUAUUCUUUAAGCUAAACUUCUCUGCUAAAUGAAGCAGAGGUGCCAGGAAAAACUCAGUACUUGCACAAGGGCAGAAUUAGAAGGUUUUGUAUUUUCAGAGCAUGGGCUGUGGCUGUUCCUUUUUGCGUGGCUGGGGCUUCAACCCAGCACUGUGGAGAUGUGUGCGGAUGGCAACCUUGCUGUAAAGGUCUUGCUGACUGUGGAGUCAGAGCUUAAAAUAGACUGAUAUUCUAGUAUUUUACUAGAAAACUGGAGUAUUUUGGAAGGCUUUUUUUUAGCAUCAGGCAAAGAAAUUGAGCAAAUGAGUUAUCGUUUAUAUUUUAACUGUCUUUUUAAGACUCUGACUCAAGUUUUUAUGAUUCAUAUGAAGAUGAUUUAAGUAGUACCCAACCUUUCUGUGCUGCUAAGUGUUCUUCUCAUCCACAGGCCAUGUAUCGGGUAGUGCAUCUUCACAGCCUCUGCAGUUCAUGACCCAGCACGUUAGCUUGAACUGCCGUUGAUUUUGGUUUACACUCGUGCUCUGGGUGUUGAGCUCUGGUGGCUGUGCUGUCUCACCACCUGGUUUGCCCUAUUCGUGCUGCUGGAACCUGGAGCAGGAGGAGGGGGUAGAAGGCUGAAGGGAAUAACUUCCUCAACACUGCACUGGUGAGGAGAGGAAACCAGGAACUAAAGGCACUGGAAUCAGCAGACAUAUCUAGAGAAAGUGGAGAAGGUAGAGAAUGGAGCUGCAGACUCUACAGGAGGCUCUGAAAGUGGAAAUUCAGGUUCACCAGAAACUGGUUGCCCAAAUGAAGCAAGAUCCACAGAUAUUUUUUCUUUCUAAUCAGAAUGCUGAUUUGAAGAAACAGCUUCAUGAACUUCAAGCCAAAAUCACAGCUCUGAGUGAGAAACAGAAAAGAGUGGUGGAACAGCUUCGAAAGAAUUUGAUAGUGAAGCAGGAACAGCCAGACAGUAAGUUUCAAAUACAGCCAUUGGCACAGUCAGAAAACAAACUACAGACGCCACAGCCACAACCACUGCAACAAUUACAGCAACACCACCAUCAACAGCAGCAGCAGUCUACUGCACCCUCUCCAAACGUGAUUGGAUCACAGAAAACAGUAACUACAGCUUCUAUGAUCACCACUAAGACACUACCUCUCGUCUUGAAAGCAGCAACUGCGACCAUGCCUGCCUCCGUUGUGGGUCAGAGACCUACCAUUGCCAUGGUUACUGCUAUCAACAACAACCAGAAAGCAGUCCUCAGCACUGAUGCGCAGAAUGCACCGGUCAACCUCCAGACAACAAAUAAGGUCACUGGGCCAGGAGCUGAGACAGUCCAAAUAGUGGCGAAAAACACAGUCACUUUGCAGGUUCAGGCUACACCCCAGCCCAUCAAAGUGCCGCAGUUCAUCCCUCCUCCCAGACUCACUCCUCGUCCAAAUUUUCUUCCACAGGUUCGACCUAAGCCAGUUGCCCAAAAUAACAUUCCUAUUGCCCCAGCACCUCCUCCAAUGCUUGCAGCUCCUCAGCUUAUUCAGAGGCCUGUGAUGCUGACAACAAAGUUCACACCCACCUCUUUACCCAACUCUCAGAACUCCAUACAUCCAGUUCGUGUAGUUAACGGGCAGACAGCAACCAUAGCCAAAACUUUCCCUAUGGCACAGCUCACCAGCAUCGUGAUAGCAGCACCAGGUACCAGGCUUGCUGGACCUCAGACUGUACAGAUCAGCAAACCAAACGUUGAAAAACAGACUAUUAAACCACAUGUGGAAGCAGAAGAGAAGCAAACAGAAAGUCGUACAGUUACUCCACCUGCUGCACCGAAGCCAAAACGAGAAGAAAAUCCACAGAAACUUGCCUUCAUGGUGUCUCUAGGACUAGUUACUCACGACCAUCUGGAAGAAAUCCAAAGUAAGCGACAAGAGAGGAAAAGAAGAACAACAGCAAAUCCAGUAUACAGUGGAGCUGUUUUUGAGCCUGAGCGCAAGAAGAGUGCAGUCACGUACCUGAACAGCACAAUGCAUCCUGGAACGCGUAAAAGAGGUCGUCCACCUAAGUACAACACGGUGCUGGGGUUUGGGGCUUUGACGCCCACGUCCCCUCUGUCCAGUUAUCCCGACUCCCCUGAAAAUGAAAAGACAGAGACCACAUUUACUUUUCCCGCGGCUGUUCAGCCUGUGUCCCUGCCUAGCCCCAGCUCCACAGACGGCGAUAUCCAUGAGGAUUUUUGCAGUGUUUGCAGAAAAAGUGGGCAGUUGCUGAUGUGUGACACAUGUUCACGUGUUUAUCACCUGGACUGUCUGGAUCCGCCUCUGAAAACCAUUCCCAAGGGCAUGUGGAUCUGUCCCAAAUGUCAAGACCAGAUGUUAAAGAAAGAAGAAGCAAUCCCAUGGCCAGGAACUUUAGCAAUUGUUCAUUCAUAUAUUGCGUAUAAAGCAGCAAAAGAAGAAGAAAAACAGAAACUACUUAAAUGGAGUUCAGAUUUAAAACAGGAAAGAGAACAACUAGAGCAGAAGGUCAAACAGCUCAGCAAUUCUAUAACAAAAUGCAUGGAAAUGAAGAAUACCAUCCUUGCAAAACAGAAGGAGAUGCACAGCUCCUUGGAGAAGGUAAAACAGCUGAUCCGCCUCAUCCAAGGCAUCGACCUUUCAAAACCCAUAAACUCUGAGGUCAAUUCAGUAGCCAUCUCCAAUGGCAUGGACUCCACUAACAAUACUAAUGCUGCCACCUCCACCUUAGCCCCCUCCCCUUCCCAGAGCUGCAUGGUGAACUGUAACAAGGGCGAUGAGACUAAAUAACACAGUGAAGCUCAGAAGGAGCCAGGGGAGGUGGCGGCGAGGAGGAGAAGCGAAAUAACAAAACUCUAGAAAAGCAAAACCGGAUUUCUUCUGGAAAGUGCAGAAUUCUUUAGUUCUUUGGUUCCAGAGAGAGCGUGAAGAUGCUUGUGCCAGGCGGCACCGGAGUUUGCCAAUUGAUCCUUCUUAUUCUGUGUGUACAUGCAAAGUUUGGAUCAUGAUACAUGAAUAGUGCCAGCUGGGGGUUCUUUGCCAGCACCAUGCCAAGUGAAAUAAUAUAUUUACUCUCUCUAUAUUUUACACCAGUGUGUGCCUGCAGCAGCCUCCACAGCCACUAUAGGUUUGUUUUAUUUUUGUUUGGGGUGAGGAGCAGGGAUAAGGGAGGAGAGCAGGUUUCAAAUCCUUAUUUGCAGAACAGUUUGUUUAGCUAGGGGAAAACAAAAACAAGUCCAAAGAGCCUGUGGGCUUUUCCUGUUUCUAAACUCUCAGUACUAUUAAACCAAAAAAAAACCAGAAAUAUAAAUUAUCAAAUCCCAGUGCCCAGAAGGGACAAGGCUAUCAAAUAAGCAGUAUUUACUAUUGUUUAGACAGGAGAUGUACAAAAGGAAAGGAGAUGGACUUUUCACUGAGUAACCAGCACAUGUACAGGCUGAAGACCUACUGUCCCAACAGCUUUGGGUUAAAUUGUACUUCUUCACAUCAGAGAAAUACAUGCUUUGCAGAACUGAUUCAAAUCUUCACACUCAUCCAGAAAGCCUGUGUUGGGAAUGGGAGAAUAGAGGGCCAGAAUCCAGGGUCAGCUUGGAGUGUUGGAUGGAGGUGUCCCAAGAGAAAAUGUGCAUCGAUUACUUGAAAAUGAGAUUCCAACCCUUUUCUAUAUUUAUAAACAACAAAACUGUCCUGAACAAAGUAGCACAUGACCCAGAUGUGUGAACUGAACAGAGAAAUGUCCUUUUCUUUCACUUCUUUUCUCUUCUUUUGGUAACAAGAACUAAAUAAGGAAUAGAAAAGCUGUUUUUCAGGCUGACAGUCUAAUUAAAGAGGUAGAUGGGACCUUGCAUGGUAUAGAUUAGAAGUAAUAGUGUCAGUGAGAUACAGUGAGUCUUUGUGAGUCCUUGUGUCAUCGUUUUGGGCACUGUUUUUUUAUGCAAGGGCAAAAUCUUUGUAUCUGGGGGUAAAAAAACAACUUUUUUAAAUUAAAAAGGAAAAUAAAAGAUAUUGAGGUCUUCCUAGUGUUACUUAAAAUAAGAUCAAGGUAAGAAACAUUGUAAAAAAAAAAAAAAAAAAAUUACAAAAGUGCUAUUUGUUUCCUAAACAAGUGAUUUCUAUUAAAAAGGUGUCAGAACUGGAGAAAAUGCUGUGUACUUAGAAUUUUUUAACACAGACUUUGCUUAUUUAUGAUGACAUUCUGCUGUGUUUGUGUUUUAAGAUCCAACGGGACAGUUUCCCUAGAUUAUACCAUACAUGCUACUGGCUAAACCCUAAAGAGAAUCAAAUCCACAGCGCUGGAUCUCACCCCACGUGGAGGAUCUGCCUAGCUUGUCUCUGCUGUUACCGUAUCUUCCCCCUUCCUUGAUGCGUGCGUAACCCAGAGAAAAGCACUGGCAGUGUACUUGCUUAAGGCUUUAAUGCUUUUGUGAUAUGGACUGAUUAGAGCUUGAGAAUGAAAGAGCGUUUGUUGGGCUGAAGUCACUUUCAUUAUACCCUUUAUUUAAGAAGUUCAUCUCUUGCACAUAGCCUUUUCACUAUAGGUACCAAAGCUUUCCUCGUGCUCCUGUUGUGGUGGGGUCUGUCCCAGCGUAGAGUACUGACUCGUGUCACUUAGGGCUAUGUCACAGAGCUGCCCGCUUUCACUGCUGCAUGGAAAUAUUUGGGCAAACUCUGAUUCCACUGGAAGUGCUGGCAAAACUCCCGUUGCUCCCAGUGGGAGCAGAGCUGAGCUUCUCCGCAGGCAGUACGAGGCCAGGUCCCUGCUGUGGUGCCCUCCAGAGCGUGCAUUAGGCAGUCCUGCCCAGCCGCUGAUCCUUCUGGAACAGAGAAAGCCUUGCAUUUCAGGGCUGCAUUUCUGAGAAAGAAGUAGCAAAUGCUCCAAAUGCUACAUAGCCUGAAAGAGUCUCCUUGCUGCCGCAGCCAAGCAUGCUUCUGCAGGAUUCUUGGCGCUGCUCUCUUCCCCUUCCUUUGCUCACCCUCCUGACCUUUAAGGACUUCUCCCAGGACUGUGUGCUAUUUUCAGAACUGAGCUCAGAACUGAUAUCCUGAGUUCUCAUGUUUAUCCGCAGCUUGGGAAAAUGACUCUUAGGUGCACAUCCCAGUGCACCUAAGUAAACCUGUGAUCACCUCACCUCACGGUUUGGAUAUUUGCUAGCAGAGCUGUAGGAUCAAACCGAUCGAACUAAACAUGUUCUACUUGCAUCAACCCAAUUACCAGUUGAAGUCAUUACCAUCGCACAUCCUGGCCAGGUUCUUCUCUAGUUGGUUGCUUGGGUAACUCCCCUUCUUCUGAGCUGUGAAGUACAUUCCCAGUAAGAGCCAGUAUCUUCAUGUUCUCAUGUUCUUCUUUCUGGUGUUAUUUUCUGAGCUCUGCUGGGAGCACUGCACUCCUUGGAUGUAGUAAGCUGCUGGAAGACUUGAGAGUCCUUCUGUUUGCUUUGCUGUUUCAGGAAGGGAUGGGAAUGAAAUUCACUGGUAGCUGCAUUUAAAUCUGAGCAUAGUUACCCAGCCAGGAGAUGUUAAAACAGCUGUUACUGCUUUUUCAAGGCAUCUGCUUGUCUUUAGAAACUGAGUAGCUAAGUACAGACUUUUGUCUCCUUUUCUUCCAGCCUUGUGUUCCAGACUGUCAAAGGACACCUUUAGUUAAUCAUUGCUUGGCAGAGAAAUGACCUCAACUGUUCAGUGCUGCUGGGUAGUUUUUGCUCCCUGAUCCUGUUUGAGCACUUUCCUUCCUGGCUCUGCAGCACUAUCAGCCAACAGGCAAAGAUCAUUCCCAGGGCUGUGCUGACACUGGCACUGAUGUUGGUACACAGGCACGAGUAAAUUUUUGCCCAAUUAGCAGCAAUGAGGUUGAAGGGGAAAUGCUGUUUGCUAAAUACAGAGGGAAAUGUUGUUCUGUUUUCUACCUGCUCUCAGAGUUUCCAAUGAAGGGCAAAAUUCAAACUUUUUGACAAGUUUAAGUUCAAGCUUUUCUUUCGGAUUUGUUGGGUGUUGUGGUUUUGUUCUGUUUUGUUUUUCUCUCAUGCAACAUUUGAGACAGGCUGAGUUGGUAUUAGAACUUCUCUUCAAGAAGCUGUCCUAAUGACUGGCAUUUUGUAUUUCCAAACCACCAUAAAGGUAACAACUAAUUCUUAUGUCAUCGCUUGUCAUUAGUGGGAAAUAAGUGGCUUUUAAGUCUCACUCGUAAAGGAGAAGAAGAUGAGACCACAGAGGAAGCUCCUAUCAGAGAUGUUCCUGGCACUCAGCCUAGUGCUAAGGGCUUUCAGAAGUCAUCCUGCUGCUUUAACUGCUCAGAAAUAGAAUAAGAAUUGCAGAAACAGUUUUCCCCUUCUCCUCGCAAUCUGUUCUUUAAGCAGCUGGAAAAGUAUGGUGUGGUCAAAGCCUGAAAACGAGCAUGUGAUCUGGCCAGAAGAAUUAGUGCUACCAUUAGAUCCUCUUUAUCUUCGUUUAGUGCCAGCAGAACUUUUAGCGCUGUGCAAAAUGCGGUGAAGGCAAUCCUUCCAGGGAUGAGUGGUGCAGAUGGUUCUUCAUUAGCCAAGAGUCACCAUGGCAGUAGGAGGAACCAACAGUUUGCAUGAACAGAGCAAAGAUUUUGUCCUUUAAACAAGUGAAUUUCUGUCAGUGGGGACAUGAGCUAAAAGACACCUGCUGAGAAAUUAAAGAGGUAAGAAUUUUACAGGCACAGUAUUGGUUGUUUUGAUAGCAGAAAAAAUGGCCUGGUAUUUUAUCCCUCCCAACAGACCAGGCUUGAGAGAGCAAAUCUGUAUUCCAGCUGUCUAGGUGUAUAGACCCUAAUUCUGGCCUCCUUGGCUUCAAAAUCAUCAUCUUCCAUGGACAGAUGCAGAGGCAGCCCCAAAAAGCAAUAUGGUCAACAUUGAAGUCUCCCUCUUGGUCGCACCAUGCUGUGGCAGCCCACAAUACAGGGAGUAAACUCUGACAUCUCCUUCUCCUGUGGAUGCAGUGGAAAAUACCUGUGACUUUGCAGUGCAUAUUUCUCUUUCCUUUUGUUUCCCAGCUGAGUAGGGCCCCUGCCCUCUUUGCUUCUGAAGCACUGGUGACGAAUAUAUGUUUUUUUAAUGAAAUGUGUUUUUAGAAGAUCAUAUUCAGAUGUCAAACCAGAUUCACUCUUUCACUGGGGGCUUCCCUCUGCCAGCUGCUCAGAUACCAACUCAAAUACUGAUAUUACACUUCCUGGUGGACCAUGCCCCUUUGGGCAGACUUUGUUGUGUCUUUUCAGAACUGUUCUGACCCUUCUUCACCUCCAUUUUGUCCUCCUUUGGGAUUCUGAAGAUCUGGGGCAAGGUCAGCCUUGCUGGGUUACUGCAGAGAGUUUUCUGAUAGACACAUUUGUAGAAACUCUGCUGAAGAGUCAGGAACCUGGAGAAAGACAACAGCACUGUGUCGUGCAGCUGAUUCAUUUGGCACUGAGGCUUGCCUGGCCAACAAACUACCUCAGCAAAGGCCAUUCCUGAGCACCGCAUGGAUUCUGUAGUUUCCAUUAUCCAGAAGGCAAAAUGUCUCCAAAGAAGCCUUGCAAGCAGCCAGCUAGGUGCCGGCCUCUGAAUGCGUGCGAGCGAGCCUUAUAGCAGCGCAUUAUCAAACAUUUGCUUUCAUUGGUCAGACCUGGGCCAGGGAAUGCCCUAAAAAUCAGGGGGAUCAGGAACACACAAGAGCUGCAGACGUCUCCAGGUUAUUGCCGUCUUACUCAGAUCCUUCUUUGAGCCUCAGUCUUGUUUGUAACACCUACAGAAUGGAAUGUAAUACUUGAAAAUAUGACGCUCAUUAUCUUUUACCUUUAGCUCCCAUUUUCCCAAUGUUUAUCUUUCAUCUGGGACAAGAACUUUCUGCAUCGUUGUGUCUUGUAUAGGCUGAGCACAUAGUUGAAACUUGCCAAUAAAGAGAAUUAUUUAUACCA
Messenger RNA from Lagopus leucura (white-tailed ptarmigan), 9670 nucleotides. It is a transcript of the gene PHF21A, whose product is annotated as PHD finger protein 21A. Gene Ontology annotation, cellular component: histone deacetylase complex. Lineage: Eukaryota; Metazoa; Chordata; Aves; Galliformes; Phasianidae. The transcript is spliced from 18 exons. The record is from RefSeq and is a predicted model, not a curated record. Bases 2488 to 4548 code for a protein of 686 amino acids. Gene Ontology annotation, biological process: negative regulation of transcription by RNA polymerase II. Gene Ontology annotation, molecular function: chromatin binding.